AUUCAUGCCUCUGUUCAAUGUAUUUGUGUAAUUUGGCAUGUUCUGCCUUUUAUUGUUUGCUCUGUUGUUAACAGUGCGGUCAGUACUGCACUAUGUAGUGAACAGAUUGCGGUCAGUAGUGCACUAUGUAGUGAACAACGUGGCUGUGGACAUGAAGACGGAAUGAGUGACCGUUUCUGAGGUCAUGCAAUACAACUGGACUGUUGAGGAAACCGCCCUGGCGCAUGCGCAGUGUAAAGUCGGCUGGCCAAUCAAAGUGCAGCGCUAUUCUGAUGCGUAUUUUGAAUCAGGCGUAAACGGCUGAUCGGGUUUCAGGUCUCGUCUUUCUGUGAUGUUAUUUUAGCUGUAGUUCAAAAUAAACCAUCGAUAUUUGGCUUUUAAGGAUGAGGAAAAGUGAGGUGCUUGCUGCCGAGGCAGUGGCAUGCCUAAAUAAAGCACUGUGCCGCCUGAAGGACAUCUGGGAGGAGAUCGGGAUUCCAGAGGAACAGAGACUGGAGAGAACAAAUGUGGUCAAAUCUCAUAUAAAAAGUCUUCUGGACAUGAUGAUUUCAGAGGAGGAGAGUCUAAGAAAGCGCCUGGUGACCAGUAUUGAUUCCUGUCGAAAGGAACUAGACCAAGUGUGCUUGGAGCUGCAGCUUCCCCCAUAUCAGGAGGAGAGGGCUAAGACAAUGCUUCAGCAGGAGAAAGAUAUCCGAACCUGCCUUGAGGCGAUGCUGAAAGAGAAAGGACAAAGAAUGCAAACACUUAAAUCCCUAAUAGAGCAGGAUCAGGAUCUCUGUGAUGUCCUUUGCUCUGAGCCAUUCUCCAUCUCUGCUAGCUCAGUUCCAUCCCUUGAGCAGCUGGAAAACGUCAGACAACAUAUUACCAAACAGAUCAUGGAAAAGGACCAGAGGCAUUGCAAGUUUGUUGAGCUAAAGAAAAAGAUUAUCUUGUGUAUGGAUGACCUGGAUCAACUGCCCGAGACGAGUUUUGAGAAGGAUAUUGUUUGUGAGGAUGAAGAGGCUUUUUGUCUGUCCAAGGAGAAUAUCGACUCCCUCAGAGUUCUUCUGCACCAGCUAGAAAACAGGAAGGCUGAGAACGAGUCCAUCUGUGUGUCAUAUCGAGAAAAGAUCCGGGAACUAUGGGACAAACUGCAGAUCUCUCAGGCUGAUCGUGAUGCUAUUUCUGAGCACAUGACCUUGUCCAAGAAAAGAAACAUGGAAGCUUUACACGCUGAAGUCCAACGUCUUGAAGAACUAAAGCUCAGAAAUAUGAAGAAUCUCACUACGGCUAUUCGGGAGGAAAUUGCCGAGUUCUGGAACAAAUGCUUCUACAGCACAGACCAGCGUCAGGCUUUUCUACCCUACAGUGAUGAUAAUUUUAGUGAACAACUUCUUGGCUUGCACGAAUCUGAGCUCCAGCAUUUAAAACAACAUUAUGAAGAUCACAAAGAACUUUUUGAAGGGAUUCACAAAUGGGACCAGAGUUGGAAGCUUUUCAUGGAACUUGAAAAAAAUGCCACAGAUCCUUCCAGAUUCACCAACAGAGGAGGAAACCUUCUGAAGGAAGAGAAACAAAGAACAGACCUGCUUAAAGGCCUUCCCAAGCUUGAGAAGAAGCUGAAGGUGCAGAUCGAGAUGUGGGAACAAGAGCAAGGUCAGGACUUUCUGGUCCAGGGUCAGAAGUUUAUGCAGUUUGUGUCCGAGCAGUGGGAGCUGCAUCGACUUGAGAAGGAGCGGGAGAAACAGGAAAGGCAUCUGAAAAAGAGCAAGCAGACGGAGGAGGAUAUGCUCUAUGGCACUGCCAUGAGGACGCCAACCAAACGGAGAUUUUUGGGCAGUAUGACACCUUGCAAGGCGCGAAAGCUCAAUGCUACCUCCAGCACCACCACUGGCAUCUCUAACAGCACGAUGCGCUCUGCAUUCGGUGGAACUGUCUGCCACUCACCAGUGUCCCGCCCUCCAAUGUCAGCAAGCAAGGGUAAUGCAGCAAGGACUCCAGGUCGGGGGAAACCUCCGCAUCAGGGAUUGACCGAACGCAACAAGGAGAACAUCUGUCACCUCGGUGCGCUGAAGACUGCAGCCAGCCCACAACGUAACUUCAGUAUUAAUUCUGUUGCCAGCACCUAUUCAGAGUUUGCGGAGAUACUCACUGCUGAAUCUGUGCAAUCCAGCGGGAUCUCUCCAAGGCCUCUAAGUCCAAAUGCACACCAGAAGUCAUGAACUCGACCAUCACACAGCUCUGAUCACACACACGCGUACACACUGUAUCUUCUAAUACUGUUGGAACUGGAAAGGGAAACGCUGCAUGGCCAGAUCACUUUCCAAAAGCAUUUAUGUUCACGUUGUAAAUGUAUCGUUUGUUUUUGCUUUUUACAUGUAAAUGAGGUUAAUAUAAAUAUAUUUAAUGUUUCAUUAAAAAACUGUACGGAAUGUCAAAAUACUCUAAAUAACAUUUGUUUUGUUAAGCACAGACAAAAGUCCUUAAAUCUUAAUGUAAAAAAAAAAAAUCAGCUCACCUUGUGACCUUUUGAAUGAUAGAUUGGUGAUUGGGUGUAUAAUUUAAGCUAGCCUAUUAGCACUAUCCCCAAACGUAUUACACAGCAUGGCCAAAUGUAAGUGGAUUUAACUAUUUCAGCCACACACAUUACACACUAUCAGAUACAUUAUAAUAAGCAUAUAGUUAUGGAAUUCCAACAGACAAUGGCUGUAAAUCAAGUCGUACUGAAAAGCAUUUUGACUGAUGGCAGUGAUCCAUGAUCCAGGACGCUGUGUUUCCAUCAAAUCAGUUCUAGUUUCAGCUAGAUUUGCUUCAGUAAUAUUAUGUGCUGAACGUGCUCUCACUAUUAACUUCCAAACUGCCUUAAAAAGCAACAUUGAAUUUUUAAAUGGAACUAAACCCCCCACAGUCAUGUUCCAAAAUCUAGUGAAAAGCCUUACAGAGGUGUGGCAGCAGCGAAGAUCAUAUUGUUGCGAAUGGUUUUGAGUCAUCUGUUAAGCACUUACAGAUAUACUGUGCAUUUGUCCACAUACUUUUGGCCAUGUAGUGUAAUUUGUAAUGUAUGUCUAUCAUGGAUGUUUUGCACAAUAUAUUGUUACAGGUGUUUUUGUAUUUGUAUUAAACAGCUGUUGAAUUUAUUUGAUCACACUAGCCUUUAACUGUAUAAUAAACUAUUUUAACACA
Molecule: messenger RNA, 3162 nt
Organism: Trichomycterus rosablanca
Lineage: Eukaryota; Metazoa; Chordata; Actinopteri; Siluriformes; Trichomycteridae
Gene: prc1b
Product: protein regulator of cytokinesis 1b
Exons: 15
Coding region: 384-2201 (605 amino acids)
Biological process (GO): microtubule cytoskeleton organization; mitotic spindle midzone assembly
Cellular component (GO): mitotic spindle midzone; cytoplasm; spindle
Molecular function (GO): microtubule binding
Source: RefSeq, a predicted model, not a curated record